UUGUUCAAGAACAAAGCUACAGCCAUGUUCACAGGCAUCGUCGAAGAAAUCGGAGUCGUCUCCGAGCUGAACCCCAACGACGAGACGGGCGGCACCUCGCUCACGAUCUCUCUCCCCGCGGUCUCGACCCUGCUCUCGGACUGCCACCUCGGCGACUCCAUCGCCAUCAACGGCGUCUGCCUGACGGUGACGCAGUUCGAGACCGGGGACCCGGCGCCCCGGUUCAAGGUCGGCGUUGCCCCCGAGACGCUGCGCAUCACCAACCUGGGCUCCCUGGAGAAGGACUCGCGCGUCAACCUCGAGCGCGCCGUCCGCGCCGACACCCGCAUGGGCGGCCACUUCGUCCAGGGCCACGUCGACACCACCGCUGCCAUCCUCGCCGUGACCCCGGACGGCAACGCGCUGACGUUCCGCUUCGCGCCGCGCGAUGUUGCCGUGCUGCGCUACAUCGUCUACAAGGGCUACGUGGCGCUCGAUGGCACUAGCUUGACCGUAACCAAGGUGAAUGACGAGGAGGGUUGGUGGGAGGUCAUGCUUAUUAGCUACACCCAGGAGAAGGUCGUUGUCGCCGGCAAGAAGCCUGGCGAGACUGUGAAUGUUGAGGUCGAUAUGAUGGCCAAGUACGCCGAGAAGAGCUUGGCGGGCUACUUGAGCGGCUCUGGAGGUGUUCCGUUGGAGAAGAUGGUGGAGCGUAUCGUGGCCGAGGGUUUGGGAGGAAAGUCUUGA
Messenger RNA from Colletotrichum karsti, 726 nucleotides. Its product is annotated as riboflavin synthase. NCBI's taxonomy places the organism in Eukaryota, Fungi, Ascomycota, Sordariomycetes, Glomerellales, Glomerellaceae. Gene Ontology annotation, biological process: riboflavin biosynthetic process. The transcript has 2 exons. Gene Ontology annotation, molecular function: riboflavin synthase activity. The record is from RefSeq and is a predicted model, not a curated record.